UUUUUUUUUUUUUGUUGCUUUCUCUCUCUCUCUCCACGUCCUCAAAACAAACCCUAGCUGGCUGGACUGUGAUCGAGUUUCAUCAAACAAACAUUUACUCUUUGUCUCUCUGCCUCUGCCUCUGCCUCUGCCUCUGCCUUAGUCUCUGCCUGAGUCUCGAUCUCGUCUCAGGCUUCGUCCCCAUCUGCCAAGGUAUUUGUAUGAGUGGGCGAGAGUGAGUCUUAUACGUGGCCCUGCCAAGGACAUGGCAAACGGUCCGCAAGCAUUCUACGCUCUGUGGCAGGAGUCGGGUGUCCGUGAGAAGCUCUUCGACCUGCUCUCCAACGACGACAUUUGCGCCGUCAGACUCGCCAACUCGGCCUGCUGCAAUCUUGUCACCAAGAGACUCUUCCUUCGAACUCACCUGACCUUCACGCCCAACACCUUCACCAGGCCGAGCAGGAUCCAGGCCUUGUCGAGGAUCGGCCACCAUGUCGAGCACCUCACCUUCCACUUUGCCCACUCAGAGGCCACCUUCCUGCCGCCUCUUAUCCACCCCCGGACCGGGCACGAGCUCAACUUCCUCUACACCCCCCACACGUCCAUGGCCUCGGUCCUGUCGAGACCCAAGUAUGGCAACUCGGAGUUUGGCGAAAUCCUGACCCAGCAGUAUCCGCCCCUAUUCCAUGCCGCCAGCAACGUGCCCUCCUUCAUCAAUGCCAUGCAACACUUGCCAAACAUACGCCAUCUCACCAUCAAAACCCCAGGUCAAGACCCCAGGGAGCGCUACCGCCGAGACAUUGUCGACUACGCUCUCAUAAGCCUGCGAAUCUCACUCGAGCGCGCCCCCCUAACCAGACUGAACAAGCUCUCGCUGUCCGCCGUUCAUCCCUCAGCUUUCCUCUACCUCCGCCACCUGCCCGGUCUCGGUGCCUCGCCUGCUGCCGCCCGCCGAUGGCGCCAGAUCCGGAAGCUCAACAUCUCUGUCGAGUCCUGGGACUUUUACGGCCCUUCGCCGGGUCUUGAUCAGCUCAAGAUCAUUGAUGAUUUCAUCCGGAACCUGGCCCCGACUCUUGAGAAGCUUUCCUUCACCUGGCUCGGCCGUAAAGGCCCCUGCCCCCUUGCGCUCUGCGAGGACCCCCUAUUCGCGCCGCCACGCAACACCAAGAAGCUAUUCAACGAGGUUACCAGCCCCAUGUCGCCGCUGCCGCCGCGGCCGUCGCGGAGGCCGCUGGUCAUGCCCCGGCUAAGAGCCAUGUCGGUGCGCAAUGCAACCAUGAACGCCCCUCAGAUCCAAAGGCUCGUCAACAGCCACAAAGCCACCGUGCGCGAGUUCGACUUUGAGAACGUCGCUCUCAUCGGCAGUGGCAGCUGGGACGACGCCCUGGCGCCCCUGGCAGACGGCGGCAGCAGCGAUUCAUGGUCGCGCCGCUCCUUGGGAGGGAGCGAAAACAGCUUCCGGCCACCAACAGCGCGGUCGGCGUCUGGGUCUGGCGUGGCAAGCUCCCAGGAGGACGAACAGCUGCCCGCCUCGUCUGCAGCGGCCGCCGCUGCGAGUCGCGAGCUGUUCGACGUGGAUCUCGAGGGCAUGGUCUUCGGGGGGAUAAACGACGUCGAAGCACUCGAGGCCGGUGUUGAAGAGUGGGCGCGCGGCGUCACGGCGGCGGCAGCGUCGCAAGACGGUGGCGCAAUCGGGACUAUUCUCGAGGCGGAUGAAGAGAAGGCCGAAGACGACGACGGCCUAGCAUCGGACAUAGAAGCUGCCAGGCAAGCAAGCCAUGGCUUCAGCACAAAGCUCAAGAAGCGCCGCAUCCGCAAGAAGUCUCGCAGCCACUACUCCUCCAAAGACGAGCUCGCCGAAGAGGAUAAAGAUAGCCGACGGAGCGAGCGCCACUCGAGCCGCUCAGACCGCCACGACCAACCUAGCGAGCGUCACCGCUACCACAGCCGGAGCCGCCACAAGCACUCGCGCAGCGACGACACAAGCGACCGCCACCACAGCCGAGAUGGCUCGACGCACUCCCGGCGCAGCCACCGCCACCACCGCCGGCACCGCUCGGAGGAGAUCCCCGACAUGCCCGACAUGCCCGAAGUCAUCGGGACAGACGACGAGGGCCACUACCGUCCACGAACACCCCAGCCGAAACCCAGCAUCACGGCACCCAUCCUCAACCCCGAUCCUCUCCCAAUACUGCUGCAGCCAGCGGUAUACGAUCCGUCUGCCAAGACUAAAGCCGUCCUGAGAACGUCGACAGACAGCACCUCGCCGCCGCUGCCCGCUGCCGCCACCGCUACCGACAACGACGGGCUCUCGUCGGUACAGCGGUCCAUCGAAGCCGACCUGCUGGCCGAGGCCGAGGACGCGGCGGCGCGCUCGACGGCGCUGCGACGCGCCAAGGAAGCCGUGCUGACCAAGCUGUCGCGCGAGUUCUGCAGGCGCAAGGCCGCCGGCGCGCACAGCAAGGACUCGGCCGCCGUCACGGCCGGCCUGUCAGCGUUGAACCUCGGCAUGAACAUGAACCUGAACCUGAACGGCGGCGCAUCCAUGGGCUGCGGCGCCACGUCCAGCAUGGGCCUGCGCAUCCGCGAGGGCCUCUUCGGCCGCAGCCUCGCCAACGUCGCCGCCAUGGCGCCGGACCACCGCAGCAUGGACAGCCAGACCGCGCUGGUGCCGUUGAUGUUCAGCCGGUCCUGAGAGAGAAAAGUGAGAGUAGAAAGGGUUAGACAGGGGAAGGGGGUUCAACCGUGGGAAAUGUUUGUGGGGUGUAACGGCGGCGGGCAACGGAAAAGAGAAAAUAACAUAACCAUGUGGCGUCUUUUGAAUUCGGAUGAUGCCAUAAUACCAUUCCUUGUUGGGGGGAUUUGUUUUACCUUGUUCGUGGUACAUACAGUACGGAUAGGGGGUUGGAGUUGGAUUUUGAUGACUUUGAUGAAUGAAGGUGCACACGGGCCGACAUGAUGAACACACAUACAUAUAUGGAUAACGGUGUUGAACGAACCUUUUUGGCUGGUUGGUUACUUGGUUGGUUGACGGGCUCACUCUUUAUGACUUAUUGUAAUGACU
Molecule: messenger RNA, 3043 nt
Organism: Lasiosphaeria miniovina
Lineage: Eukaryota; Fungi; Ascomycota; Sordariomycetes; Sordariales; Lasiosphaeriaceae
Exons: 1
Coding region: 245-2674 (809 amino acids)
Source: RefSeq, a predicted model, not a curated record